CGCACUCACUCAUACACACAACCGAGCUCUCACGCGCAGCCGGUCGGUCUGUCGGUCGCUGUGCGCUGUCCACGCGGUGGCGAGAGGAAACGGCAGGUGUCAGACUCGGUUCUGAUAAGCUUUUUUGCAGAGCUUCCUCCUUAAAACAGCAAAUCGAUCCGCUCGGAUGAUAUAGGCAGACAAGACGUGCACGCUGCCAAAAUUGCUUCAUUUGCAGGACGGAUUUGAAUUGCUUUUUUCUUUUGGCGGUGUGAACUUUACCACCCUCCCUUGUUCCUGACCCUGACCUUGUGACCCCAGGCUACUAGGACAUCGUGAUUGAGGAGGCCACCAUGAGUCAGGAGGGGCAGGAUGACCCCCUCCACACAGGCACCCCACCUCCAGAUAUACCCCCAGCACCUGAGGGAGAAGAGGAUGCUGAUGGCUCUAAGGCUAAAAAUUUGGAGCCCUGUAAUGGACCAAAGACAGAGGACAAGCAUCAAGGUGAAGCAGAAGACAGAGAAACAGAGAGCAACAGAAAUACACAGUCCAGUACAAAGGAGGAUGAGAAGGUGACAUUAGAAGAGGAAGGUAGAAAUGGUGAGAUUGAGGGCAGUUGCUUGGAUCCUGUAACAGAAAACGGUAACAGGGAUAUCUGUGAAGGUGAAGACACACAGUCGCUGCUGCCUCAGAGCCCAGAAAAGGACUUAACUAAGCCCCUGUGCUCUCUAAGGUUUGAGAACGGGACCGAAGAUGACAGCGAAGGGCAGGAGGAUGAAGAGGAGAUCCUGGAAGAGUCUUCAGUGCAGGGGAACCUAGAUGCCUUCAGUUCCACAUUUGAGCUCUCCGUAGAGGAAGCGGAUGCUGAGGUAGAGGACGAAGAAGAAAAAGAGGAAAGUGAGACUCGAAAUCAGGACAGUCUCAGCUCUACGUUUGAGAGCAUUGUUGAGAAGGUCGCCAAGACCACGGCUGUGGAAGAGGAGGUGGAGGACGACAGAGAGGAAGAGUAUGACAGGACAAAAGAGAGCCAGGAUGGUUUCAGCUCCACAUUUGAGCGCAUCGUCGAGUCGGAACUUCUGAGAGGCGGAACUUGCUACAGCAGUUUGGAUUCUCUGGACGUGCUGUCGCUCACCGAUGAGACGGACAGCUGCGUCAGCUUCGAGGCGCCACUCACCCCUCUCAUACAGCAGAGGGCCCUAAUGGGCCCUGAACCUCCAGAUCUGGAGCUGGAGACUGUGCAGGAAGGGGCUGAGGGCGAGGCAGAGCUGGGCACAGAGACGGCAAGGGAUGAAGCCAGCUCUGCAAGUCCACUACGGAUCACUAUACCAGGAAGUAGGUCGGAAAAUGUCUUGAGCCAGCCGGCACAAUGGAGCAUCCCUAAUGGAUUCCAUAUUGAGUUACGUGGAAAUCGAGAGAGUGGAGCAACAAUGCCAAACUCUAUCAGCGAUGCCAACCUCACAGAUGUGCUGUGCGACUCAGACUCCGAGUUGGGCAGCGUGGACACGCUGGAGAGGGGUAGCACAGAUACUCUUGCCAAUGGCUGCCGCAUCGAUGCAGAUGCUGCCAAACGACUGGCCAAGCGACUGUUCUAUCUGGAGGGCUUCAAGCGCUGUGACGUGGCACGACACCUGGGCAAGAAUAAUGAAUUCAGCCAGUUGGUGGCAUCAGAGUACUUGAGCUUCUUUGACUUCACUGGGUUGUCAUUAGACAGAGCGCUGAGGAACUUCUUGAAGGCAUUUCCUCUGAUGGGAGAGACGCAGGAGAGAGAACGUGUGCUGGUGCACUUCUCCAAACGCUUUUGCCACUGUAACCCAGAAGCUCUCACCUCAGAGGAUGGUGCUCACACGCUGACCUGUGCACUUAUGCUUCUUAACACAGACCUACAUGGACACGUGAAUAUUGGGAAGAAGAUGUCUUGCCAGCAGUUCAUUAGCAAUCUGGACGGCCUCGACGAUGGCAAAGAUUUUCCCAAAGAAUUGCUCAAGGUGCUCUAUAACUCAAUAAAGAAUGAGAAGCUGGAGUGGGCGAUCGAGGAAGAGGAGUUGAGGAAGAGUCUAUCGGAGCUGGUGGAGGAGCAGUGUGAGGCGGGGGGGAAGCGGGUUGUCAGGGUAACGGAUGGCAGUAACCCUUUCAUCGCCAUUCCUCUUUUACUCAAUGCUGUGACGUACAAACACGGGGUUCUGACACGCAAAAGCCAUGCAGACAUGGAUGGCAAGCGCACCCCAAGAGGACGCAGAGGCUGGAAGAAGUUUUAUGCCGUGCUGAAGGGGAUGAUUCUCUACCUGCAGAAAGAUGAGUAUAAGCCUGAUAAAGACCUGUCAGAGGUGGACCUGAAGAAUGCAGUACGGGUUCACCAUGCUCUUGCUACUAGGGCCUGUGACUACAGCAAGAGACAGAACGUCCUCAAACUCAAGACUUCUGACUGGAGGGUCUUCCUACUGCAGGCCCCGAGUGAAGAGGAGAUGAUGUCAUGGAUUUUCAGGAUUAAUCUAGUUGCGGCUCUUUUCUCGGCUCCCGCUUUUCCUGCCGCCAUCGGCUCCAUGAAGAAAUUCUGCAGACCGCUGCUGCCAUCAUCCACCACUAGACUCAACCAGGAGGAGCAACUGAAGUCCCAUGAGAACAAACUGAAGCAGAUCUCUCUGGAGUUGGAGGAACACAAGAGAAGCCCUCCGGAUCUGACACCCAAGAGCAAAGAAUCAGAAGAGUAUCGAAUCAAAGAGCACUAUUUAACCUAUGAGAAAUGUCGCUAUGAGACAUACGUCAGCCUCCUGCAGGCCAAGUUCCGCGUGGGAAGUGACGACUUGGAUAAGAUUGAAGCCAGUUUGUUUAGCGGGGAGGGGAAAGAAGGUUACCUGCGCAAAACUCAGUCUAGCCCUUCAAUCAGCCAAGGUCAGGGGGUCAAUGGACGGGCCGGUCAUAAACACACCCCAGAGCACAAUAGCUGAAGAGCCUUCUUUGACCUCUGAACUCAUGUAACAGACUCCUGUCUGACUCCGACUGCAGUGGUUUUUCAACUGAGAGAAAUACAAACGUAGCAGUAUAAUAUCCUUAUUAUUUCAAUGUACAGUAAAUUUAUUAUGACCAUUAUAUGUAUUAUUAAUAUUAUUACUACAACAAUAAACAUUGUUAAUAAUGCUAUGAAUAUUAUUAUGUGCCAAAUAUGAAAAAAUGAGGAGACCAAGACUGUAUAAGUGGGAAGAAAUGACAACACUGCAUAUACUGUCGAGAGAAAGUGAACUGCAGCAUCACAAAUGUGUUUUGCAAGAUGCACUGUGACAUGCAGCCACGUUGUGAUGUCAUUUAGAACUUUACUAUGACAUCACAUUGUCACUCAAAGAUUUUAAUUUAGAUUAAAGGGACAGUUCACCCAAAAAAUUUAAUUCUGACAUCUUACCCUUACAAACCUCUAUGAUUUUCUUUCUUCUGUCAUUAAAAAAGGUAUUUUGAAGAAUGUUGGAGGAAUGGUGGAGGCCAAAAUUCAACAUCAGACCCCACUUCUUUUCAUUGUAUUGUCAAAAAAAACACUGUCUGAGACAUUUUCCAAAAAUAUCUUCUGCUGUGGAAAGAAUGUCAUAUACUUUUUUGUGUAUUUCAUUUUCAGUUUCAAUUUUGGGAGAAUUGUCCUUUUAGGAACCAUGUUAUGAAGACAAAAAAGGCUUAUGAUAUCACAAAGAAACAAUGUGAUGUUUUAAGAAUUUAAAUGUGACGUAAUUUUUUUAAUGUUAAAAUCUCAGUUUAAUAUGCAGAGACAACAAUGACUUUGAAGUAAAUAUUAUUUCCCUCAAAAUAAGUUUGACCAGCCUGACAUGACAGUAGUACAACCAAUAGCAUCAGUUUGGGGUGGGACUGUCAGUUUGACCAAUGGCAGACAGGGAGUGUUCUGAAAAUCAGUUUGAAAAGUUGUUGCAAUUCCUUAGUGGUGCAGAAAUGAAACACUUUACUUUUAAAUAAUUCAUGACAUCACUUAGCAGUGUUUGACAUUCUUUAUGACAUCACAAUGUGUCUAUCCUAAGGCUGCGGUAAUGGCUUCCUGAUUGACAGGUCUAGUUUAGAUGUAGCAUUUGAUGUACUUAUGAGACGUUCACAGUAUCAGCCUCACGAAGUAGCCAGUUUAAGGGCUUUGCCAUGCGCUGGGGUACAUGUAAAGAUUUAUGUGGGCUGUCUGUAGUGUUAUACAACUACCCCUUUGUAAUUAUUUAUUAUAUUUAUGAAUUGUAAAUUUAUUUCUCUUUUUGGACCCAAUAUAGUGGACUACGGGAAGACGAUUGUAAAGAUGAAUACAUUUGACCCUUGAUUAGUUUAACCCACAGCAUUGUUUUUUUUGUUUUUGUUUUUUAACUCCUUUAACUGAGGAGCUGAUGGUUGAUAAUGGAUCCAUGGAUAUAACGGAUGUUAGAAAGUGCAGUGACUUAACACGGGACAGGGUAUGUAAUUGUAUGCGCACAAGCAAGGAAAGCUGAGUCUGAGUAUGCAAUGAAGAAGAGGAAAAACAUUUCGGACUUAAAGUGACACCCUCAUUUUCUCUAUUCAGUGGACCACAAAACCUCUAUGUGUCUCUAUGUGCCUGCAGAAAAUUCAGCCUGGACUGAACAUUGAGCAGCAGGACUGCAAACAACAUGUAAUGAAUCAGCCUCUUCAUCUGAAUCACUGUAGCCAACCCAAAUGUCUCAAUCCUGGAAAAGUGUCACUUUUGAAGAAGAUAGUUGUUCAUGAGCCACCAAAUAGGACCCUGAAACUUAACGGUACAAACUUUGAGCAAGUACAAGUAGAUUUUUAUAGUUUUAUGUAAAGCAUGAGGACAAUGAAAAUGAGAGAAUGAGCUUUUGGCUCUUUUAUGCUUUAUGGAUGUUGGAGUGACGUAAGAGCUGCAAUUUUAUACAUUCUUAGUAAUGGCUUUCUUAAAGGGACCACUAUAGCCUACUUUUCGCUUUGGCUGUUGUGCUAACAUGAUUUUCCCGUUUAGGGUAGAACUCAGACGCUGUUGUAAUAAAAGAUUGUGAUGAUUAUUUAUCUCCCACGUGGAAGGAAUCCAUGUGUUUCAUCUCAUUUAAAGACUCCUUAUUUCUGCUACACAGGUUAGGAACUCAUUUGCUAAGUGUUUCGUUAAUUAUUUCUUAUAAAACUGGAAUAUCAUUGAA
Molecule: messenger RNA, 5117 nt
Organism: Ctenopharyngodon idella (grass carp)
Lineage: Eukaryota; Metazoa; Chordata; Actinopteri; Cypriniformes; Xenocyprididae
Gene: psd2
Product: pleckstrin and Sec7 domain containing 2
Exons: 15
Coding region: 333-2924 (863 amino acids)
Biological process (GO): regulation of ARF protein signal transduction
Molecular function (GO): phospholipid binding; guanyl-nucleotide exchange factor activity; protein binding
Source: RefSeq, a predicted model, not a curated record